CGUCCAAAACGUCCUCUUGCAUCAUUUAUAUUUUUCUUUCCGACACGUUUUAUCGCGUCUUCCAUACUACUAAUUAAUCCUUAUACCUAAGUAGACAUGGGUGAAUCUCGACAAGAGCUGGUAGCAUGGCUGAACAGCCUUCUUCAGCUAAAUAUCACCAAAGUUGAACAAUGUGGUACUGGUGCCGCUCUCUGCCAGGUCUUCGACAGCAUCUUCCUCGAUGUACCUAUGUCGCGUGUCAAGUUCAAUGUCAACACCGAAUACGCCUACAUCCAGAACUUCAAGGUCUUGCAAAACACAUUCGCCAAGCACAAUGUCGACAAGCCCAUCCCUGUCGAAGCCCUCUCCAAAUGCAAGAUGCAAGAUAACCUUGAGUUCUUACAAUGGACCAAGCGAUUCUGGGACCAGUAUUAUCCCGGUGGAGACUAUGAUGCUGUCGGACGAAGAAAGGGUGCUCCCCUUCCUGCCGGUGGCGCUGCUGCGCGAGCUACUGGGGGCGCCGGAUCAGCCGCGGCACGAAGAGGUGGUACAACUCCCACGACCGGACCCCGCGUACCCAAGGCUGGUGGCGGUGGUGCCGCUUCAGCUGCCCUGAUCCAAGAGAACGCGACAUUGAAGGAGACGGUUGUCGGUCUCGAGCGCGAGCGAGACUUCUAUUUCAGCAAGUUACGAGAUAUAGAACUCUUGAUUCAACAGGCUGUCGACGAAGACCCCGAGAUCGAGAAGCAGGAAGAUGGACUCAUCAAACAGAUCCAGACGAUACUAUACUCGACCGAGGAAGGCUUCGAGAUCCCCGCCGAAGGAGAGGCACUGGACGACCAGGAGACGUUCUAAAGCCUGCAAGAGUGACAAAACAACAAGAAAGUGAUAAAUAGUCAUCGCCUGGGAGUUCGGUAGAUGGCCAUGAAUUAAUAUUGGAGCGGCUGGUAUGGUGAGCCGAAAUGGACAGGACGAUGCGAGCGCUAAAGAAGAGAUGCAUCUAGAACGGUGUCAUUAAAAAGCCCUCGGUUCUCUUAUUCAGUUUGCAUCAUCACAGGAAUGGGAUCCCGGGUUCCUGACAGUACUAGAAGACAUUGUCCGCUCUAGACUAAUAUACCCGCUUGACUCAAGGGUGUGAUGCCUAGAGAUUUGAUGAUAGAUAUUAACACAGACAUUUUUUUUUCUUGUGGAAGGUAUUUGUUCACGUAUUUAUUC
Molecule: messenger RNA, 1194 nt
Organism: Daldinia loculata
Lineage: Eukaryota; Fungi; Ascomycota; Sordariomycetes; Xylariales; Hypoxylaceae
Product: calponin homology domain-containing protein
Exons: 4
Coding region: 97-834 (245 amino acids)
Biological process (GO): regulation of microtubule polymerization or depolymerization; spindle assembly; protein localization to microtubule plus-end
Cellular component (GO): cytoplasmic microtubule; microtubule organizing center; microtubule plus-end
Molecular function (GO): microtubule plus-end binding
Source: RefSeq, a predicted model, not a curated record